AUAAGCCCCCGGCGUACAUUAACAGCCCUGCCAUCUUUCCCUCUCACAUUCCACAACACCACUGACAGAGGAGAUAGAGAGAGGGAGAGAGGGAGAGAAAGGAUGGCAUCUGUCUGUGCUUCUUCUUCUGCUGUUGCAGCUGUUGCAAUUUCUUCUUCCAGUUCUCAGAAGAGUGGAAAUGGUUUGGGAGCAACAAAGGCCUCUUUCCUAGGAGGGAGGAAACUGAGACAAGGGAAGUUGAUGGCGCCGAUGGGGCGGCGAUCCUUCACCGUUUCGGCAGCAGCAGCACCGGCACCAGAUAGACCACUGUGGUUCCCCGGCAGCACCCCUCCACCAUGGCUUGAUGGAAGCCUUCCUGGAGAUUUUGGUUUUGAUCCUCUCGGCCUUGGAUCUGAUCCAGAGAGCCUGAGAUGGAACCAACAAGCUGAGAUUGUGCAUUGCAGGUGGGCCAUGCUCGGUGCUGCUGGCAUUUUCAUCCCUGAAUUCUUAACGAAGAUCGGCAUCCUAAACACCCCUUCAUGGUACACCGCCGGAGAGCUCGAGUACUUCACUGACAAGACCACCCUAUUCAUUGUUGAGCUCAUCUUCAUCGGGUGGGCCGAGGGGAGAAGGUGGGCUGACAUCAUCAAGCCUGGGUGUGUGAACACAGACCCCAUCUUCCCUAACAACAAGCUCACUGGAACUGACGUGGGCUACCCAGGUGGGCUAUGGUUUGACCCACUUGGAUGGGGAACCGGUUCUCCUGAGAAGCUCAAGGAGCUGAGGACAAAGGAGAUCAAGAAUGGAAGAUUGGCCAUGUUGGCUGUGAUGGGUGCAUGGUUCCAAGCCAUAUACACCGGCACGGGCCCCAUUGACAACCUCUUUGCCCACCUCGCCGACCCCGGCCAUGCCACCAUUUUCGCUGCCUUCACACCGAAGUGAAGAAAGCAUAAGAGGAAAUCGAGUGCAAGACGUUGUUGGGGUAUCAUGAUGUAAAAUCUUUUGUGGGGAUUAGAGAGUUAGAAAGAGGGCUGUGGUUGCAUGAGAUGUUUGUAUCAAUUGAACUUAGUAUUUCUCUUUGUUCAUGUAUUAUGUAGUCUAAAUGGUGAUGCCCAAAGCAGUGUACAAAUGAACACUUGCAUGUUUCCUUCUUAAAGUAGAAGUGUUGAGUUCUUAACUAGGUAAGAGUUGUAACAUAAACCAAAAAAAAAAAGUGUUUAGCUCUAUUUUCAUUUUAUGUAGUUAGAUAGCUCUUUCUUAAUGAUUCUGAUUUUUCUUGCUUUGGAUUUUGUUGAAGAAAGUUAUAAUUCAAGCAGUCAAUAACGGUAAGAGUCGACGAACUCUUUCUUUUUU
This is a messenger RNA of Magnolia sinica, 1332 nucleotides long. RefSeq names its product chlorophyll a-b binding protein, chloroplastic. The record is from RefSeq and is a predicted model, not a curated record. Gene Ontology annotation, biological process: response to light stimulus; photosynthesis, light harvesting in photosystem I. Gene Ontology annotation, cellular component: membrane. Lineage: Eukaryota; Viridiplantae; Streptophyta; Magnoliopsida; Magnoliales; Magnoliaceae. Bases 103 to 921 code for a protein of 272 amino acids. The transcript is spliced from 5 exons.